Molecule: messenger RNA, 648 nt
Organism: Oppia nitens
Lineage: Eukaryota; Metazoa; Arthropoda; Arachnida; Sarcoptiformes; Oppiidae
Exons: 1
Coding region: 4-648 (214 amino acids)
Biological process (GO): response to heat; protein refolding
Molecular function (GO): protein folding chaperone
Source: RefSeq, a predicted model, not a curated record
AUUAUGACAUCCCAUAAAAUGCUACGUUUGGUACCACUGUUACGCUGCCAACGGCUACUCCCGGGCGGACAACUACAGGGUGUCCGCCAGUACUACUGGCCGGGCAGUCGGCGCUCGGCGGCCGCCGACCUAUGGUUCCAGAAAAUCGAUGACAUGGAGCGGUCGAUGAACCGAUUGUGGCGCGACUUAGACCAUCGUAUGUCGCCGUUUACCGGCGGUCUGGUUCGGUGGCAGCCGUUUAAUGUCGGUCUACGACCCGAUCUAUACGGUAUUGCUGCGGAAACAGUCGGCGAAAAUGGUCAACGAUUGUACAAAAUUACCCUGGAUUUGGGCCGCGAGUUUCAACCCGACAAUGUCCAGGUAAAUGUAUCGGCAGCCGAUCGGGUGGUCACUGUUCGGGCCCGUUUGGAGACCGAAACGGGUGGCAGCGGCGGCAGUGGUGGCAGUGACGGUAAUUGCAAACAACUACACGAAUAUCACUAUCAGUAUAGUCUGCCAUCGGAGGCCAACAUCGAUGAAAUCCGGUCACUACUAACAGCCGAUGGACAGUUGGCCAUUGAGGUACCGCUACCGGAGCUCAAAAAACAGGAGCCGACGAAACACAAGGAGUCGCCUAAAGUACACGAAAUUCCUGUCAAAAAAAAUUAA